AUGGGUCUGCAAGAUCCCGAGCUGUUAUACUCCAGGAAACAGAAAUCUUUGCCUUAUCAUUAUUCGAUCACCAUAAUAAGAACUAUGCCACACCACGAGAAAAAAGCAAAAAAACGAGAAAGUCGAUCAAACGAAUCGAAGAAGAAGAAGAAUCGCAAACGUCAUAGUACCUCUUCGAGCUCGUCUAGUGAAUCUGACAGUGGUGACAGGUUCCAAUCGGUUCUUGACAAGCAACGGUCGGAGAAGAGACGCUUGAGAAAGCUAGAAAAAGAGCGUUUGAAAGCAAAGGAAACUCCAGAGGAAAAGAGGGCACGUCGUUUGGCGAAGAAACUCAGGAAGGUCCGUUUUAGCAAUCUCCUUUUGUCAACUAGGAAAUUUCUUCGUGUGUUUGCAAUAUUCCUAUUGCAGGAGAAAAGAAAGAAGGAGAACUCGAGCUAUUUACCACCACAGAUAGCUUACACAAACCUCAACAACCCGUUUAAUGAUGAGCUAAAACGUGCACGUGACGCUCGACUUGCCGCCCGUGAGGAUAUGGAGUUGAUGCAGCGCGAUGCGGAUAGAAAAACACACUUUGAGUGGACCAGUAAAGAGGCAGAAUUUCAGCUCCAGCAGGCCAAGGUACGUUCAAAGAUUCGUAUUGAACAGAAUCGUGCCAAGCCUAUCGAUUUACUUUCCAGGUAUAUACAAUAUGGUGAUGAGAACGUUGAAGAAAUCGACGAGAAAAAAGAGGAUGAAUUUGAACUAGAAGAGCCUAUUAAGUACAUCAAAGGGCUUAGUCAAGAUGACUACGAGGAUUUGAUUGAAGAUAUAAAGGUGUAUCGUUCUCUUGAUGGAGAUAGACACUCAGAUUUUUGGAGGGACGUUCGAUGUAUUGUUGAUGAUGAAUUGCGGAAAUUAAGGGAUGAUAGAGGACGACUUGGAGCAUCAAUCCAUGGUUCUGUUCAGCGAGAUAUUGAUAAAAUUUUUAAGGUAAGACAUUUUUCUUCUGUUUCUUUUGUCUAUUUUAUCGUACUGUGUUUGAUAGCAGUACGGACGCAACAUUUAUUUACUAACUUUCUAAAUAAAAGCAGCCAUUAUUACAUGGUGAGGAAUGGUUGA
Messenger RNA from Angiostrongylus costaricensis, 1098 nucleotides. The record is from the annotation of a GenBank genome assembly. NCBI's taxonomy places the organism in Eukaryota, Metazoa, Nematoda, Chromadorea, Rhabditida, Metastrongylidae.